CUCUUCCUGGUUGUCAUCGCAAAUCUACACUGUCACUUGUAUUGGUGACGAACGAUAAUGGAUUAUUACAGUUUAUUUACAAUAUAUUCAUGCCUUCUUUUGUUUGUUUCCAUACCAUGUGCAUACAGUAAUUAUGUUGAGACCAAAGCUGGACAGUUUUUUGGCAGUGGACACACUAACAACUGGGCAGUACUGGUCUGCACUUCUAGAUUCUGGUUUAAUUAUCGGCAUGUGGCGAACACGCUGUCAGUUUACAGAAGUGUUAAGAGACUGGGCAUUCCAGACAGUCACAUUGUUCUGAUGCUAGCCGAUGAUAUGGCCUGUAACUAUAGAAACCCCAAACCAGCUACUGUGUUUAGCCAUAAGAACAUGGAGCUCAAUGUGUAUGGAGACGACGUGGAGGUGGAUUACCGCGGAUAUGAGGUUACAGUUGAGAACUUCCUGCGUGUCCUAACAGGGCGUCUCCCUCCCAGUACCCCUCGAUCCAAACGUCUGCUGUCAGACGACCGCAGUAACAUUCUCAUCUACCUGACAGGUCAUGGUGGAAACGGCUUCCUGAAGUUCCAGGAUUCUGAGGAGAUCAGCAACAUGGAGCUGGCUGAUGCUUUUGAGCAGAUGUGGCAAAAGAGGCGGUAUAAUGAAUUGUUGUUCAUCAUAGACACCUGCCAGGGGGCCUCCAUGUAUGAGAGGUUUUACUCGCCCAACAUCAUGGCUCUUGCUAGCAGCCAAGUGGGGGAGGACUCACUUUCACAUCAGCCAGACUUGGCAAUUGGGGUCCAUUUGAUGGACAAGUACACUUUUUACUUACUGGAGUUCCUGGAGGAAGUCCACCCUGCCAGCCAAGCCAACAUGAAUGAUCUGUUUAAAGUGUGCCCACAAAGUCAGUGUGUCUCCACUCCGGGCCACCGUACUGACCUGUUCCAAAGGGAUCCGGGGAGUGUCCUCAUCACAGACUUUUUCGGAAGUGUCCGGAAAGUGGAGAUCACCAAGGACACAAUCAGUCUGACGUGUCCUGUAGAGUCACCAGUGCAGAGGUCUGGAAGUGGUGAUCUACAAAUUGAAACUUUUACGUAUGUGGACCAACUUCCAGUUGCUGAAAUUAUUCAUCAGAAACCCAAGCAGAAGGACUGGCACCCUCCUGAUGGUUUCAUUCUUGGGCUCUGGACUCUCAUCCUGCUGGUGUUCUUCCAGACCUACGGCAUCAAACAUCUCAAACACAUCUUCUGAUUCCACAGAGAUCAAAGAACCUGCCGCUUGUUAACUGACACCUUCAUAAAAGAUUCCACAUACAAUAUUGGUUCAUGAUAGGUUUGGUCAGAAAUAGCUUUUUAUUCAUUUUUGAUUCGUUUCUUUUGGUGGUUUGCUUUGUGUGUGUGUGUGUGUGUGCGUGUGAGCGUGCGUGUGUGUGUGUGUAUUUAAAUUAAUUUAAUUAUGACACACAUUUACAUUCAUCUGUAUUGUGUUGUUUCAGCUUAUUUUAGGCAAAUGGGACCCAAGAGCUAAAUUCAUUUUGAACCAAUGAUGUAAAAUGAUUUGAAAUACGAUGAAUGAUUUUGAAUGAUUUGACACGUUGAUUUGAAAUAAACGUGUCAGGAUUAUACGCUUAUACUCUUCUGGAGCUAAUUAAUCUCAAUCACAAGCAGAAUUUUCUGUUAUUUAUUGCAUUUCAUAUUCAACAACCGAACGACUGGUUUUAUAACAUUUACUAUUGACUGAGACUGAUCUCAGAAACAGCAUUAGCAAGGUUUUGGGUCACUUAGUGAAGCAACAAACAUUAAUUUUGUUAAUAAAGCUGCCAACACCCAAGCUACACUUCUUCAAGACGGCAACCUCAAAAACUUUCUU
Messenger RNA from Danio aesculapii, 1845 nucleotides. It is a transcript of the gene pigk, whose product is annotated as phosphatidylinositol glycan anchor biosynthesis, class K. The coding region runs from base 58 to 1227 and encodes 389 amino acids. Gene Ontology annotation, biological process: attachment of GPI anchor to protein; protein localization to cell surface; proteolysis. The transcript is spliced from 11 exons. Gene Ontology annotation, cellular component: GPI-anchor transamidase complex. NCBI's taxonomy places the organism in Eukaryota, Metazoa, Chordata, Actinopteri, Cypriniformes, Danionidae. Gene Ontology annotation, molecular function: GPI-anchor transamidase activity. The record is from RefSeq and is a predicted model, not a curated record.